Messenger RNA from Ramularia collo-cygni, 1143 nucleotides. RefSeq lists its product as uncharacterized. Lineage: Eukaryota; Fungi; Ascomycota; Dothideomycetes; Mycosphaerellales; Mycosphaerellaceae. Bases 1 to 1143 code for a protein of 380 amino acids. The record is from RefSeq and is a predicted model, not a curated record. The transcript has a single exon.
AUGGCAUGGCAUCAUCAGUCUGUUCCAUGGCAAAAGGUCACAAUUACCCUCGCAAUACUCUACUUUCUAGCAUUCCACGUACAUCCGGCCAUCCGGAACUUCCACACUACCAUAGUACAACAAUAUCCACUCCCUGAUAUACUCGAUCCAAGAAAACAUGCACCCGUAAACAGCUACGCCACGACYCUCACGACAAAUUUGAUAAUAGCCAGCACUGUCGAAGAUAACAUCACCUGGACUUCUGAUCUCUUCCCACACCUCCCAAACCUCCGCAUACUACGAUACAUCAGCGACUCUUCCACCGCAGAAUUCCAUCCUCCUGUCUACAACAAAGGCAGAGAGGCAUUGAUGUACCUAACCUUUAUGCGAGACCAUCACCACCUCACCCGCACCCCAGAUUCCCAAGACGACGGACUAGCCGACGUCAACAUUUUCAUUCACGCCGAGGAGUUCCCAUGGCACGCCGAACCCGCGCUCAUGAAAUCCAUGCUCUUCACGCUCGCUCAUCUCGAUCUCCAACAUGUGGUGGAGAAUGGCUACGUUAAUCUUCGAUACACUUGGGGCGGUCCCGGAGAGCAUAAUUGUCCGGAUGGCGGCUUCAACACUUCUACCACAUUCGAGGAGAAUCCGCUUGGAGAGGAAUACUUCAUGCGAGAGGCCUUUGAGACGAACUUCCCGGGAGAAGAGGUACCUGAGCUUCUGGCGGGUCCUUGCUGCUCUCAAUUUGCAGUGAGUCGGGAGACGAUUCGGGGGCGGGAGAGAGGAGUGUAUGAGAGAGCUGUGGAUUGGCUGGUGGAGACUAGUUGGCCAGACCAGUUGGUUGGAAGGGUGUGGGAGCACAUGUGGAUCUGGCUCUUCAAGGGUGUUGCUAGGGAUUGUGGGAGCGAGGAGUGGCGAACACUCUGUGCCAUGUACAAGGUCUGUUUUGAAGGAAGCAUAGAAUUGCGGCAAUUUGAGGAGGCGUGGGUCGAAAGGGAGAGGUUGAUAGAGUACGAAUUUGGCUUUUGGCGAGAGCUGGUCAGGCCUGCAAGGGUUGCAUGGGCGAGAAACGUAGUGCAAGUUAUUGCCUCGAAGCUAGAUGCGUUGAUGGCUGAGGCUGUGGACAGGGGCGGUAGUCGAAUACUUACAGCGAUACCGGCGUAG